CAUGCAAAUCCCACAUUUUCCCUUCCACCACCUCCUGUUACCCAUUUAACUUAUCUAGUCCAAUACAAACUAAAUCCAAACCCUACCCUUCGCCCCCUUCUUUGCGACAACUAUGCAUUAUUUCAAACCCUACUUUUCUCUCCUGGGAAACAAACACUCCACUCUGAUCUCCAAUUUGUUCUAAUUUCAACGAAAUCCUAAACAAUAAUUUGUCCUCUCAUAACGUUUUUAAUCGAAUCUCGUUUUUAACAUCUCGAUCUCUGAGUUUUUUUUUUUUUUUUAAUUCGUAUAUUUGUCGAUUCAACUUUUUUGUUAUUUGAUUUGGGGGAAACAGGGAGCAAUGGUGGGAGGAGGAAGCAGGAGAGAUGAAGGAUCGUUGGUGAUCAACAACACAAACGUGUUUGCGGCUCUCCGAAAGAAGAAGAAAUCUGACAAAGACCGAGGUUCUUCUAAAAAAUCUUCUUCCAAAUCUCAGCAACAACAACAGCCGCAGAAAGAACCCGAGCCGCAGGUGUUUUGGGCUCCGGCACCGCUCACUGUCAAAUCGUGGGCUGAUGUCGAUGACGAUGAUGAUUAUUAUGCUACAACCGCUCCUCCUCAGUCCGUUUGGGGAUCCUCGGAACCUUCUCAGAUUCAUGAUCACAAGACCGCCAUUGUGGAGGAUAGUGAGAGCGAAGAAGAUAUUUUAGACGAAGGUGAUGAUGAAAUGGAGGAAGAGCAUGACUAUGAACCAGAGGUUCAAGUACAUCCAGAACCAGUGCUAAAAAAGGCUCCUGAAGUUCCUGCACCACCCAAAGAGGCAGAAAGACAACUUUCAAAGAAAGAGAGGAAAAAAAAGGAACUUGCAGAGCUGGAGGCUCUUCUUGCUGAUUUUGGAGUUACACAGAAGGAGAGCAACAGCCAGGACGAGUCACACUAUGUUUUACCAGAAAAGAAAGAUGGAGAGGAAGAAAGGAAGGAAAAUCCUCCGGGAGAGUCUAAAAGUGCCAAGAAGAAGAAAAAGAAGGAUAAAUCAAAGGAGGGAAAAGAAUCACAGGAUCAGCUUACUAGCACAGAUGCCACCAAUGGGCCAGAUGAAGCUGCUGGGACUGAGCAGACCGAGGAGGAUGCAUCUGCUGUUGAUGUGAAAGAGCGGCUAAAGAAGAUGACAUCAAUGAAGAAGAAGAAAUCUAGUAAAGAGAUGGAUGCUGCUGCAAAAGCUGCUGCACAAGAGGCUGCUGCAAGGAGUGCAAGGCUUGCUGCUGCAAAGAAGAAAGAGAAGAACCAUUACAACCAGCAGCCAAUGCGAUAAAAGCCCCAUUUUGUUCGAGAUAAAUAUAUAUGAACAUAUAUUUCUUGUUGUUCAUAUGACAAUGCGAAAUAAACCGUGGGCUUUGCUUCCUUAAAAAGAUGACCAUUUAGCUGUAUUUGUAUGGACUAAAGAAAGUUUUAUCUUUUUUUUUUGUUUUGUAGCUUUUUGGAUCUUAUCGUUACUCAUUUUUCAUGGAACACAUUGCUAUGGCAGUUUUGUUUUCUAAAAGUUCUUCAUUGGACAACAGCUUAACUUAAUUUUCUGUGUUUUACAUAUACUUGCUGCUAAGAUUUUCGUGGAUUAGACAAUGAUAUGCUUGAUAUAGCAAAUCCGCAAUUUUGAGUUGUCAAUGCACCAUUAAUAUUCGCAGAGAACCUGUCGAGUAUUUGACUUAAUUUUGAAACCAUCAUUGUGAACGCUGCUUUGCUAAAGCUUUCUUCUCGUAUCCCCCAUCUCCCAUGAGUGUCAGAAGGUGUUUUAAGAACUGCUGCCAUC
Molecule: messenger RNA, 1786 nt
Organism: Durio zibethinus
Lineage: Eukaryota; Viridiplantae; Streptophyta; Magnoliopsida; Malvales; Malvaceae
Source: RefSeq, a predicted model, not a curated record